AUGCCGCGGCACGACGAGCGACCUGCCUCUCGCCGUCACAGCACGUACAUUUCGAGCAAUAGAUCUGCUUUAUCUGAGCGAUUGAGGAGAAUGGGCACCAUCACCGACCUUCCACCCGAACUGCUUGAGCACAUCAUGAAGAUGCGCGUACACGACUCGAGCGGAGCCGCGACCGCUCGGUCAGCUGAGGCUGUACAUCGAUGCUCUCCCUUUGACUACAAGCUCACACACGUCUGUCAACGCUGGAGAUGCAUCGCGCUAGCAUGCUCAGCACUCUGGUCAACCAUCCACCUCUCCAAAGCGCCUGAAUGGAUUGAACUUUGCCUCACACGCUGCCCGAACGGCCCUCUCGAUCUCCAUAUACAUGUACAGGCUCUCUGGAUUGAACCUCAGCUCCGACAGGCCAUUCAAAUGAUCUUGCCUCACCUGCAUAGGGCACGCUCUAUCGACUUGCAUCUCGGUCUCGACCUUCUCCAUCUUGACCAUCGCGGUCGUCAGGAGAUCGUCUUCCUCAUCGACGUUCUGGAGGCUCUCACAAACACUAUUGCGAGUCACACAGCCUCUAUACUUGAGGAAAUGGAUGUCAACUUUCCCUACCAGCUCGUCGACGCUUUUAUACGUAGUCCCAACUUUCCAUUAACGGAAGAAGUUCGUCGCGAACAAGUCGCGCGUUUGAGGGACAUUUCCUUUACCGACCAUCUCGCUAGAAAAGCAACAUCGUUGCGUGCAUCUUCAUUGUUCCAUCUCGUGCUUUACAAUGUUCAGUGCUGGCAUGAUAUCGAUGGGGUGAUCGAAUUCCUCCAAGCCACCCCCUUGCUUGGACGCUUCGUAUACCAUCUUCCUCGGAUUCAGGACGAUGGUGUACCUUUCAACGCCACGCGAUCGCAUAUAUAUCCGCUUCGCUGCGUGCGCCUCGAUGACUUGCGUUACCUUGAACUUGACACCAUGUUCGCCGUUCAAGUCGCCAUCUUCAGCUACGUCGCCAUUCCUCUGUCGACAGAAGUUCACACUUUCGGUUUUUACGAUACCCAUGAUGACGAGAUAUCGAACACGCAUGCCGCAAUGCUUUCCGAAGCACUUGUGUGCCACUUUACUUCCAGGCAGCUUGCAGUCGAUGCUUGCUUUGAUAAAGUGUCGCUGGAUAUAUUCUCAGUCUAUGCAACCAUCUCUCUCCCGCGUACCCAAGCAAACAAGGGUCUCCCCGCUCAUUUCGAGUUCAGUUUCUCUUCAGAUAUGCGCCUCGCCCAGAUCUCCCAAAUCGUUCAUGCCUGUCUUUCGCUGCCACUCAUGCACGAAGCCGACGAAAUAGAGCUUGGUGAAGGCAUGCAUGACAGAUUCCCAACACUUAUUGACGAUAUCAUAUCUUCCAUACCCAAACAUCGCCUGUACUUACCCUGGCGCCACGAGCCUUAA
Molecule: messenger RNA, 1413 nt
Organism: Peniophora sp. CBMAI 1063
Lineage: Eukaryota; Fungi; Basidiomycota; Agaricomycetes; Russulales; Peniophoraceae
Source: the annotation of a GenBank genome assembly